GUCUGCACCUGCUGCAUCGCUUUGAGGUCUUCCGACCCGCCAUCAAACGAGAUCUCGGCGCCAAAAAUGACAUGACAGUGUGGCUCUGUGCCUGUCCAACAAAUUUUUGCGACUCCAAUGCGACUUUAAGCUUUUUCCAUAGCGACCCACAAGAGAAAAGGUCAUGCAAGCGCCCAUGACCUGAGAGCAACAGGGCGCAGUCAUUCACUGCUGCAAUCCAUUCGUCAGCUCAUUUCUUAUCAUUUCGAAACAUCCCUUAUCACAAAAGAACCAAUGCGUGCGCCGAUAGCUGUGAUGAGAGGGCAGCGCGACGGCGAGCAAGCCGACACCAACACAACCCUUUCUCGUCAGCCCCGCAGAGUCCUCACGGGACAGCAAGAGGUUUCUCGAUACACACAACGUCAGGCAGAUACAGGUGCGUAUUUACCUGAGCGACAACGUCGGUUAUGGCGAGAGUACGUCGCUGAUAGAACUUCCCCAACGGUACGGAAUGAGGAGGCCCGUCGUGUGCCGUCAGCGCAAGCUCGUGGUGCGUAUUUUCUGGAAGGCUUUGAUUCAGAGAUGUCUGCUAUGGAUGAGUUGGAUGGUCGCGAGGAAACGUCUGCGCAACGCGGCAUCGUGGAGGAGGAUUUUGAGGAGGAUGAGGAUGAGGAUGAGGCGGAUGAAGAUGAAGACGAAGACGAAGAUGGAUCGGAUUCUGAUGCAUCUGAUGAAGAGGAGGCUCCCAUUUCUCGUGCACCGAGAUUGCCUCACUCCCGAUCAAACGGUUGGGUAGCACGCAGCACGCAGCAAGAGGCGUCAAGCUCACAUACAACGACGCGCACUGCCAAUACAUCUCGCAAAGUCUUGCUCCUUCGCUUGUUUCGAUCGGUGCCUGAACCCAUUCAUGGGACGAGCAUGCGCCGUCAGCCUUGUUCACUGCUGAGUGCGGGUUCUCGUUUUUCAGGCUGUCAGUCAUUGACAGUCUACCUUGAUCCACCGCAAGAUCAAACGUCACAACUACGCGUCAAGGAGGAGUGGCUCGUGAGUCUUGAAUUUGAAGCGGUUGAUUUUGCAGCUGGCACGGUGUAUGGCCGUAUGCGCGCGAGUCAUGUCCCGAAUGCGAGUGUUUCUUCGAUUGUUACGUUGUUUGAAGGUGAGAUUCUGGAUCACCUGCUGACGGGCAAGUGGAAUGCAACGGUUGAGACAGAUGUGUUGUACUGGCGCAAGCUGAGUCCGUUUCGCAUGAUGGAGGAGGGUGAAGCACUGCAAGCGAUGGCACGGUGUCGUGAACUGUGCCACGAGCAUGUAUUUAUGCGAAUGAAGGAGACUGCGUUUGGGGAUGCGAAGAGUGCGGAAGCUGGGUUGACCAUCAGUGGCUUCUACUAUGCAAGUGUGCGUCGGUCGGAUGGCAAGGUGGAGGGUCUGUACUUUGACCCUCACUCUGCGCCGUUGCAGAAGCUGUUGCUGCGGCGGGAGGAUGGGCCUUACCAGAGUGCAGCUGUGGCAUUCAGGUAGCAGAGAUAGUGCAUGCCAUCUGAAUAUUCCCUCACUUGCCAACUCGCAAACACAAUUUUGUCUUGGCAGGCAGAGUGGAAAGUGUAGCGAGUACUGCAGUCUGUAUACUGUAGAGAGUACAGGAU
Protomyces lactucae-debilis is the source of this 1622-nucleotide messenger RNA. RefSeq names its product vacuolar import and degradation protein-domain-containing protein. NCBI's taxonomy places the organism in Eukaryota, Fungi, Ascomycota, Taphrinomycetes, Taphrinales, Protomycetaceae. Gene Ontology annotation, biological process: protein targeting to vacuole; negative regulation of gluconeogenesis; proteasome-mediated ubiquitin-dependent protein catabolic process. The record is from RefSeq and is a predicted model, not a curated record. Gene Ontology annotation, cellular component: GID complex; extrinsic component of membrane. Bases 274 to 1497 code for a protein of 407 amino acids. The transcript has a single exon.